This is a messenger RNA of Lagopus leucura (white-tailed ptarmigan), 2537 nucleotides long. It is a transcript of the gene GET4, whose product is annotated as guided entry of tail-anchored proteins factor 4. Gene Ontology annotation, molecular function: protein binding. Gene Ontology annotation, biological process: protein insertion into ER membrane. Gene Ontology annotation, cellular component: cytosol; BAT3 complex. NCBI's taxonomy places the organism in Eukaryota, Metazoa, Chordata, Aves, Galliformes, Phasianidae. The coding region runs from base 479 to 1315 and encodes 278 amino acids. The transcript has 9 exons. The record is from RefSeq and is a predicted model, not a curated record.
UGUAUGGUAUGGAUCAUCUGUCACAGGAUUUCAGUUCUGUUACUCUUUGGUUCUAAAUGCCAUUUGGAUUCACAGGGUGAAUAUUUCUAAUCAUUUUUGUUCAUAUCUUUCCAAAAACGGUUCUUAAGAUGUAUUUUAUGUUGUAGAGCAGUUUUCAUUAGUAUCACCUGCAGCCACUCCAGAGUAGGAGGCUCUUGGAAACGGCUCAGUGGGAGGGAGAUCCUCGAGGAGCUUUGGAGCCAGAAGCCUUGAGGCACACCUGGCUGUGAGGCCAGCUGCAAAACGCUGCAGGUGCCGAGCUGCUCAGCUGAUGCGUGAGGCAUUACUGUGGCUGUGAGCUGCUGAGGGCACUUACUCAGAGAAAGUCCUGCUAUCCUUAGCUGCUCUCAGUGGAAGUGUUGCCUUUCUAACCUGGAGAUGUGAUGGUCCAAGAGCUGCAGUUGCCCGUUGCGGUGCCGUGCAGGAGGCCGUGAUCACCAUGCUGUGGUAUAUGUCACAAGGAAAAUAUGCGGAAGCGAGAGAGUUAAUGUACUCAGGGGCUCUGCUGUUCUUCAGUCACAACCAGCAAAACAGUGCUGCUGAUCUGUCCAUGUUGGUUUUGGAGUCUUUGGAGAAGUCAGAUGCAAAAGUAUCAGAUGACCUUUUAGAAAACUUGGCAAAAUUGUUUAGUUUAAUGGAUCCAAAUUCUCCUGAAAGAGUGGCUUUUGUAUCCAGAGCACUGAAGUGGUCUAGCGGGGGAUCAGGAAAACUUGGCCAUCCAAAAUUACAUCAGUUACUAGCCAUUACCCUGUGGAAAGAGCAAAACUAUAGUGAAUCUCGGUAUCACUUCUUGCACUCCACAGAUGGUGAAGGCUGUGCAAACAUGCUCGUGGAAUACUCCUCAUCCAGAGGCUAUCGCAGUGAGGUGGACAUGUUUGUAGCACAGGCAGUCCUACAAUUUCUCUGCUUAAAAAACAAGACCAGCGCCUCAGUUGUUUUUACAACGUAUACACAGAAACAUCCUUCAAUAGAAAAGGGUCCACCCUUUGUGCAGCCACUGCUGAACUUCAUCUGGUUUCUGUUAUUGGCUGUUGAUGGGGGAAAACUAACAGUAUUUACAGUAUUGUGUGAACAGUACCAGCCGUCCCUGAAAAGAGAUCCCAUGUAUAAUGAGUACCUAGAUAGAAUAGGACAGCUUUUCUUUGGUGUUCCGCCCAAGCAGACAUCAUCCUAUGGAGGAUUACUAGGAAAUCUUUUAAACAGCCUGAUGGGAACUGGAGAAGAUGAUGACACAGAAGAUGGUCAGGAAGACAGCAGUCCUAUUGAACUGGACUGAGUAUUUUUGCCACAGGCUGCCGUGCACACUGACGAUUCAAUGACUCCAAAGACAGUUUUGGAAUUUGAAUCCUGCAGUUGUUUCUUGGCGCCUAAAAGGGCUCCUCCAGUCUUUUAGAAAUGGUUGCUGAAAUGUUUAUAAUGUUUGGUCUAUAUUAUUUAUGUAAACAAAAGAAAGAAACCAACAAAAAGUAGCCAAAAGAACCAAUGGCAGAGAUUGUUAGCAGGUUUCCGAUGCAGCGGCUGGUGACUUUGAUUAAAAUAUAGUCUACGGUUUCUGAUGCAGUAUUCCUUUUGCACAAUAACUCAGUACAUAGGGGUCUGCUCCACGACCUACCCACUACCACGUUUGGUACAAGAAGGCCUCCCUGACCUCUGCCAUCUGCCACGAACAUCCUGAAAGCAGGGUGAGUCACUGUGUAACUGAGGGCUGAGGCUGGUGCCAAAAGCCCUGCGAUGCAUGCGAGGAGCCUGGAGCACAGGGAGCUGCACAGCCAGGAUGCACUGACAGCAGGAGCUCCCUCUGCUGCAGUGAGAACAGCACUGCCUGUGUCUGUGGUGAGCUGGCUCUGCCUGAGCCCGUGUGUGUGUUUAGCUGAUACUUCUGAAAAGCACAAGAUUGAAUUGCUCUCGAGUGAAAGCUGAUCAGUGGAACGCAGGUAAUUGGCUCCACACGGAUCUCUCUUGCCUAGGCUUAAAAAUUGGGCAUGUAAAAUACCUCCUCUGGCUGGAGGCUCUGCUCCUUUGGAACAUUCUUUCUCAUUCUGAGUUCACACCCAUCUGUAACAGUGAACAGCCACGAGCAAUGUCUGCAUUUGAAAUGCAGCUAUAUGUAAAGAAAAGGGAUACUGCAGAACUUUUGGUUCUUUAUGAUAUAUUUAUUUUUCUCUGGUGAUUGAUUCAUUUAACACUUCGUGUAAAAAGGAUAAAUCAAUAAAUAAUGGAGUAAUUUCAACCCCAGUGGUAGGCAUAGCAGUUCUACAUCUCUUUAAUGCAGAGCGCUGCGUGGCAGUGGUGCAGCAAACAACUGGGAGGGGGAAACGCUUUAUUUUUUCACGAUGAAAAUACGAAGGCUUAGAUUAAUAAACAGCAAUCAUGCAUGGGGGAGGGAGGGGUUCAUCAGACUUUACUGACUGUAUGAGAAAGAAAAGAAGGCAAUGAAAGGCAGAUUUUGUGUUAAUUGUGAUGUCUCAAAUAAACACUUUAUACCAGGAUCUACGAUA